AUGGCGAAGAGACUUGUUAUGGGCCCCUCUCCAGGGACCGGACUCUUUGUGCAUGAGCCUCGAGCGAGCAAGAGCCGGUACUCACGAGAAUCAAAAGAUGAUGGGAAGUCAAUGGCUGACCAAGAGGAGGAGAAGAUCAAUGGACGCCUUGUGGAGAUACUGGAGCGGAAGUGUGCCAAGUUGAGGAGCCGUGCAGAGCAGGAGGAGAAGAACCGCAAAACUUUGCAGGAGGAGUUGGAGGAGUUGCGACCGCGAUGCGAAGAGUUGCAACGAGAGGUUUGUGACCUGCGAGCGGCGCAUGAGAAGUUAGCUGAGGAUCGACAAGAGGCACUGCGCCGCAAUGGCGAGCUGGCCAACAUACAACAGCAAUGCUGGGCACUGAGAGUUCCUGAGCUCCUGUGCACCUCCACUGCUGCACUGGAAGUGUUGCGUCAACUGCCCCUGACAAUUGCUUCAACUGCCCUGACGCUGACCUCUUCCUUGCGUGCUCUUUCUUGA
Messenger RNA from Durusdinium trenchii, 498 nucleotides. The record is from the annotation of a GenBank genome assembly. Lineage: Eukaryota; Dinophyceae; Suessiales; Symbiodiniaceae.